Messenger RNA from Ustilago hordei, 4647 nucleotides. RefSeq names its product putative helicase. Gene Ontology annotation, cellular component: intracellular anatomical structure. Gene Ontology annotation, molecular function: ATP binding; RNA binding. The transcript has a single exon. Bases 1 to 4647 code for a protein of 1548 amino acids. The record is from RefSeq and is a predicted model, not a curated record. NCBI's taxonomy places the organism in Eukaryota, Fungi, Basidiomycota, Ustilaginomycetes, Ustilaginales, Ustilaginaceae.
AUGGCGCCAAGGAAGAAGAACCCCGCCAUCAAAUCAAGCGGCACAACGUCGUCAAAAGCAUCCCCACUUCCAGAUUGGGUCAAAGGUGGCGGUCCAAAACCAUCUCGGUCCUACACCAAUUCACAGGCACAAGCAGAUGGUCCUGCCAGCAAAGAUGGUGCUGGUGGUAAUGGCGGUGGUGCAGCUGCUGCUUCUGCUUCUUCUGCUGCGUCUGGGCCGGCCCGCCGAGAGAUGCUCUUUCCGCCAGGUAGCAAGACUCCCCUUAACAUGCUCUAUGAGCGAAUCCAGAAGCUGCCAGGGUGGGAGACGCCCAUCGUCGAACCACGUCGACACAAACAAGGCUACAGCUGUGCAGUGACACUGAAAAAGGCCAACAAGAAGGACGCCUGCAACCCGUUCACCGUCGUCUUCGAACCCAAGGAACCCGCACUGAGACUCGAAUGCCAGUCGAACUUGGAAGCGAAGCAUUGGGGCGCAACGUAUGCCCUCUUUCGCAUCUUCAACCAUCUCCCCCUCAACCUUGCCCUUCCACCAGGUCCAAGGGAGUACUGGCUUAAGAUGGAGGCCUACAAGAACGAGGCACCGAGCCAUCAGGAUUGGAUGUGGCAAUCGGAUCCCUUUCAGGCUGCAGCAAAGAGGGAGGCCGAGAAAGCAAGCAAGGAGCGAGAUCGACAAGCUGCUGCUGAUGCUGCUGGUCGAGGCGAGGUGGCGCUUCUCAAUGGCAAGCUCAAUGGUGCCGGUAAACCGUUGAGCAAAGCCUGGCAGGAAGCUGCCGAGGUUCGAUUGGCGAGUGAGUUGCGUGAAAAGAUCGAAGCUACCAUUCGUCGAGCGAUGAGCGUCUUCCCCUCUGCCAGCACCGCUCCUCUUGACUUGAUCGAAGAGGAUCAAGACCCGGAAACGCACAAGGCUCGAGCAAAGAUCGAUGCAGCCGGCUUGGAGAAGGAGCUCACCUCGUACGGCUUCAGACCUGGACACGCCCGCAGUGCCAUCUCUUGGCUCACGUCUGCACGGACAGCACUUGCCAAUCCCUCUUCAUCGUCCGCUUCUCUUGUCGACCCAAUGCUUGCUUCUGCAGCCAAUCUUGCCGACCGUGAAGCUGCUCUCGAGUACCUCAUGCUCUACACACCAGAGGAGGAUUUGCCAGCGAGAUUCAAGCCAAGCACCUCCUCCCAAAGCUUUGUCACCGCAUCCAUAGCCGGUGCACAAGGCGAUGCGCUGGCGAUCGGAUGGGCGGUGGAUAAGCUAUCCAAGCAAGCAGGCUUCCCACGGCACGCUCUACACCUCGUCUUCAGGCGCAUCGCCGCCGCCGAGCUGCCAAGGACCGUCAAGGAGGGCGUUGCACUAGAGAUGCUGCUUCGACAGAUGCUUGGAUGCGAUUCGCUCGAGCAACAGGAGCAAGAGUGGACAUCCCAAGCUUUGCUAGAUGCCGUUCUAGCUUUCCCUGACGCAGUCGAUCAGGCGGAUAGGGACGAGAUGGCAGCAAAACGUGCUGACGAGCGUAUGGCCGUCGAAGCGGUGCUGGGAGAUGAUCGAGUAGCAGUGCCAUCCGAGCACGAGAGGUUGCAUGCCCAAGACUACGACAUUCGCAUCGCAGGACCAGGAACGCCAGUAGGCGGCAAGGAAGACGUUCGUCUGCGCAUCUCGACGCAUCCACACGCUCUAUACCCUGUCGCACGCCAGAAGGUCGACGUGUUUGCACUGCCUGCAUUCUUUGUUGUUUCCAACACGCUGCCCUCGUAUCUCAAGCUGGCACUGACUCAACACCUGCUUCGUGCGUUCCAGGGCGACAACAAGAGGUCCGACUGGUUCGACGCUGUAGAAGCAGGCGAUGGCGGUGUAGUGUUGGGUUUGGUAGAGGAGCUCGAGACAAUGUGGACCAAGAUCGUCGACGACCCGCCUCUGCUCGACAGCGUCAUGCGAUUCCUGGUUGCCCACGAGCAGAAUGAUGGCCGUGUGCAAGCUACACCGGAGACCUCUCGCGCUGCCACACCAACUGGUCAUCGCAACACUGGCGGCAACCAGCGUAGAGGCGGUGGCAGCAAGCCAUUGAAACGCAUCCCGCAGAUCGACUCGCUGCUUCAACGCCAACAGAAGGAGCUGCACAGCUCACCGAGCUAUUCCAAGAUGGAUGCCAUUCGACAAUCUCUUCCUGCUGCUUCAGCCGCCAAACACAUUCUGGAGCUGAUCCGGAGCAACCGUGUGGUGAUCAUCGCCGGUGAGACUGGAUGUGGUAAGACAACGCAGGUACCGCAAUUCAUUCUCGACGAGGCGAUCCAAGCAGGCGCUGGUAGCGAGUGCAACAUUGUCGUCACGCAGCCUCGUCGAGUCAGUGCUAUUGGUGUCGCAUCGCGUGUUGCCCUGGAGCGCGGUGAGCACCUGGACGGCAACAAGAAGCCAGUCGCCUCUGGCAGCUUGGUGGGAUACGCAAUCCGUGGAGAACGUCGAGCCUCAAGAGAAUGCAGGCUGCUGUUCACCACGACGGGAGUCUUGCUACGCAGGCUGGGUGCAGGAGGUGACACUGACUUGAACGGCAUCUCGCACGUCGUGGUGGAUGAGGUGCACGAGCGCAGCGUCGAUUCGGACUUUCUUCUGCUCGAGCUUCGCGAGCUGCUGAAGCGCAACAGCAAGAUCAAGGUGGUGCUGAUGAGUGCCACGAUCAACCAAGAGACGUUUGCGAGCUACUUUGGAGAAGCACCAUGUAUCUCGAUCCCAGGUCGCACUUUCCCGGUCGAGGACUACUACCUCGAAGACAUUAUCAAGCAAAGUGGCUUCCGACCUUCGGGCAACGAGUUGCGAUAUGGCGCCAGGGGCGGUAAGCAGAUGGAGCAAGAGAUGGAAAAACUCAGAGCGCACCUUCAGUCGCAGGGUGUAGACGAUGAGACGAUCAAGACGGUCGAGAGCAUCUCUCGUUCAGGCGGUAGGAUGAGCUACGAACUCGUCGGCGCUGUGGUGCGAUACGUUGUCCAACGAGCAGAGAACCAAGAGCUCAGGGGAGCAGCCGAUGCCAGCGUAGGUGGAGCCAUCCUUGUUUUCUGCCCCGGUGUCGGUGAGAUUCGACUUGCGAUCGAUGCGAUCUCUACUUUGUUGCGUGGACAGAGCAAGGUCGAGAUUCUGGCGCUGUAUGCCAAUCUGUCGCCGGACGAACAGCGGAGGGUGUUCGAACCGGUGCGCGCAGGCUACCGCAAGAUUGUCGUAUCGACCAAUAUCGCCGAGACAUCGAUCACCAUUGCGGAUGUGUCGUAUGUUGUGGACACUGGCCGCGUCAAGGAGACACGCUUCGAGCCGGAGAGUGGAUUGACGAGCUUGGUGGAAUGCUGGGCUUCUCGGGCAGCAUGCAAGCAGCGAGGUGGUCGUGCUGGUCGUGUUAGAGCAGGAGAAUGCUUCCGACUGUACUCGAGCUUUGUCUACGAAACCAAGAUGGCAGCGCAACAGACGCCCGAAAUGCGUCGGGUGCCACUCGAGUCGUUGUUCUUGCAAGUCAAGUCGAUGCGAGAGGAGGAAGAGGUGAGGGAAUACCUGAACAAGGCGCUAGAUCCGCCCAGCCUGGCAUCGAUGGAUGCUGCGCUGAGCAACUUGAUCGAAGCCGGUGCCUUGCAGGGCGACAAGGGCUACAAGAGCCGAUUGACAUCGCUGGGCAGACACUUGGCACAGCUGCCAUUGCAUCUUGCACUGGCCAAGCUGCUGAUCAUGGGAAGCAUCUUUGGCUGCUUGGGGCCGAUGUUGACGGUGGCAAGCAUCAUGUCUUGCAAGCCACUCUUCUCGGCACCAUUCGAGAAGAGGGAAGAGUUGAGCAAAGCGAGAGCAAGCUUUGCAGUGGCUGGGUGCAGGAGCGAUCUGCUCGCCGAUGCUGCUGCUUUCCAAGAGUGGCAGACGAUGCGAGCUGAACGUCGAGCCAAUCACGAGGUUCGAGACUGGGCUGAAAGCCACUUUAUCUCGCAGUCGACGCUGAGAGACAUGCAGACGAAUCGACUGGACUUGCUUUCGCAUCUGCAAGAGAUGGGAUUCGUUGCCGACAGCUACAGCGCGUUUGGCGUCUAUGAUGACCAGGUGUACGACAGGAAUGCGCAGCAUACCGGUCUGCUGCGAUCGGUCAUCUUGGCAGGACUGUGGCCAUCGGUCGUUCGAAUCGACCAGCCUUGCGCCAAAUUCGACCAGGGCUCCAGUGGUACGGUGCAGAGAGAGGCAGAAGCGAGACAGGUCAAGUACUUUGAUCGCAACGGUCGCGUGUUCCUACAUCCCUCAUCGACACUGUUCAGCUGUAAAGGAUUCCAAUCGUCCUACCUGACGACGUUCAGCAAGAGCGCAACGGGGGCAGCCAGCGACUCGAAGGUAUACCUGCGGGAUGCCACCGAGGUGCCGCUGUUCGGAUUGCUGCUGUUCGGCGGCAAACUCAAGAUCAACCACUUUGCUGGUGGCAUCGCUAUUGGAUCCAAUCAGACGAUGCAAAAGGGCAGCAAAGACGAGAAUUGGGUGAGAUUGCGCGCAAACGCGAGGAUCGGUGUGCUAUGUGCUCAGUUGCGACGACUGCUCGACGCUGUCCUCGACCACGCCAUCGACCAUCCUCAAGACAUGUUUGCUGCUCCGGGCUGCAAAGAAGUGUUGCAAGUGAUCGGACAAGUGCUGCAACGCGAUGGAAUUGCGGCCUGA